Messenger RNA from Tarenaya hassleriana, 2141 nucleotides. Its product is annotated as ATP-dependent 6-phosphofructokinase 5, chloroplastic. NCBI's taxonomy places the organism in Eukaryota, Viridiplantae, Streptophyta, Magnoliopsida, Brassicales, Cleomaceae. The transcript is spliced from 13 exons. Gene Ontology annotation, molecular function: ATP binding; 6-phosphofructokinase activity. Bases 182 to 1786 code for a protein of 534 amino acids. Gene Ontology annotation, biological process: glycolytic process; fructose 6-phosphate metabolic process. The record is from RefSeq and is a predicted model, not a curated record. Gene Ontology annotation, cellular component: cytoplasm.
CUUGUCUGCUUGUGUCUUUUCCAACUUCUAUAAGCCAUCGAUCGUAUCGCACGACCAACAAAAAAAAUUACAAAAGGAAAAAAAAGUUCCCUCCAAAGCUGUCAGUAGAGAGAAGCAGAGGACUGAUCAAAAGCGGAAGAUCCGAUCCUGUUCGGUCUCUUCGACGGAAUCUUCGCUCGCCAUGGAAGCUCUCUCUCCGGCGAUCGGCUCCGUCAUUGCUCCCAAGGGCUCCGUGCUCGUUCGGCCCGCUGGGCUCGGCUCCUUGCUCCUCCGGAAAGCGCCAUCCAUGGCGAAUUCCCGGCGGAUCCGUCGUGGUGCGGCGGUGCGGGCGGUGCAGCAGCAGAGCAAGAGAUCGGCGGCGGCGGCGAUCGAUUUCAGCGAUCCCGAAUGGAAGUACAAGUACCAGAGAGAUUUCGAGCAGCGAUUCAGCAUCCCUCACCUCACCGAUGUAUUCCCAGAUGCAGAGGCGAUUCCUUCUACGUUUUGCCUCAAGAUGAGGUCUCCGACGGAAGAUUUCGCCGGAGGUUACCCUUCCGAUGAAAAAUGGCAUGGAUACAUAAACAACAACGACAGAGUCCUUCUCAAGGUAAUUAACUACUCUUCCCCCACUUCUGCGGGAGCAGAGUGCAUUGAUCAAGACUGUUCUUGGGUCGAGCAAUGGGUUCAUCGUGCUGGGCCACGGGAGAAGAUAUACUUCAGACCCGAGCAAGUGAAGGCGGCAAUCGUCACUUGUGGUGGUCUUUGCCCUGGUCUUAACGAUGUCAUCAGACAUAUUGUCAUCACUCUCGAGAUAUACGGUGUGAAGAACAUCGUGGGAAUCCCUUUUGGUUAUCGCGGGUUUUCCGAUAAGGACUUGACCGAAAUGCCUUUGUCGAGGAAGGUGGUACAAAAUAUUCAUCUCUCUGGUGGAAGCUUGUUGGGAGUUUCACGCGGCGGGCCUUCGGUUGCUGAAAUCGUUGACAGCCUCCAGGAGAGAGGAAUCAACAUGCUUUUUGUGUUGGGCGGGAAUGGGACACAUGCUGGUGCCAAUGCAAUACACAACGAGUGCCGCCAAAGAAAGAUGAAGGUAGCGGUGGUUGGAGUGCCGAAAACCAUCGACAAUGACAUCUUGCUGAUGGACAAGACUUUCGGGUUCGACACUGCAGUGGAAGAAGCACAACGUGCGAUAAACUCUGCUUACAUUGAGGCGCACAGUGCUUAUCAUGGUAUCGGAGUUGUGAAACUGAUGGGUCGUAGCAGUGGAUUCAUUGCCAUGCAGGCAUCCUUAGCAAGUGGACAAGUCGAUAUUUGUCUGAUUCCCGAGGUGCCUUUCAAUCUGGGCGGGCCACAUGGCGUACUGAAACAUCUGAAGUAUCUUAUUGAAACCAAAGGUUCUGCCGUGGUUUGUGUAGCCGAAGGAGCCGGACAGAGUUUCCUCGAGAAAACCAACGCCAAAGAUGCAUCUGGAAACGUGGUACUUGGUGAUAUAGGUGUGCAUAUUCAGCAAGAGACGAAAAAGUAUUUUAAGGAGGUAGGAAUUCCGGUAGAUGUGAAGUAUAUUGACCCGACGUAUAUGAUACGUGCGGUCCGGGCAAAUGCUUCAGAUGGCAUUCUCUGCACGGUUUUGGGACAAAACGCUGUGCACGGGGCGUUUGCGGGGCACAGUGGGAUAACAGUAGGGAUAAUAAACACUCACUACGCGUAUUUGCCGAUACCCGAAGUCAUUGCAUACCCGAAAGCUGUCGACCCGAACAGCCGUAUGUGGCAUCGAUGCUUGACCUCGACAGGUCAGCCCGAUUUCAUCUAAUUUAUCAUCGUCGUCGUCGCAAAAAGAAAGGAGGGAUCUUUCGUUCCAAUCCCUAGAAGAAGAAAACAAAUCUCAUCUAUAUCAUAGACUGAGGAGGAGAAUCAGUUCCCUUUUCUCUGAGUUUUGAUAAUUCUUUUUUCGGAAAACAAAAAUGUAUAGCAAUUUUCUCCGCUAGAGAAAACUCCCCUCUAUCAUAAAAUUUUCUAGGGAGACGUCGUGAAGCAAAAGCAAUCCACAUCAAGGUGUUGUGUCUUUUUGGCAUUGCUUACUGAUGAUCUUUGUUGUACCAAAGACCUGGAAAGAUCGGAUCUUUCCCCAUAAUAAAACCCAGGGCCGUCUCUUAACCGGUUCAACA